AUGGCACGGCAUGAGGAUGAGGACACUUCGCAUGACUUCUGGUGGUCGCAUCGGCGGCUUUCAGAGGAGGAGGAGGCGAUCCUGACAGGAUCCUCCAUGGCAGCGAUCGAUAUUUCUGCGUCUAUAGACACGAUUAGGGCGAAAGCUCGGAAGAUGUUGGAAGCAGUGGCGACAAAGAACGGCAGUGACACGAUCGAAGGGAGUGUUGCGGAGAUAGAUGACGCACGAAUAGCGCCGUGGCACGAAGAACUUGCUGUUCUCCGAGAUCAGCUGCUGGAUGCGUUACUGGCCUCGCAACAGGGGCGGCAAGCGAGGGCGCAGGACGAGACGGUGCGUGGAGGCGGUACCGUGGUUGAGCCAGACACGUCUUCGCUCCGCCGAACCUCCCACGAGAUGCUGCUCCACGCCGUAUUUGGUGAGUGGGCCGCCCUUUGGGCUUCCAACAAGGAGGCGCACGGCGGUUUGCUCUCAGAAUCGCUUUUAGACAUUUUUCUUGACGGUAUUGUUUACACACAUGCGGCCAAAUGGAACGGUGAGGAGGCAGAGGAGGCAACUGGCGGCACGAUGAGGGACGUGGUGUGGAUGUUUGUGAGGGACACUUGGGGCAUGACACCUAUUGAGCAGGAAAAAUUGUUGCCACGACUCGUGCAGCAUGCGUGGGAAGCCUUUAUUGCGGAAAUGCAAAGGCUGGAAGAGGAGGUGCUGCGUGUGUGCACAGCGGUAGUGGAGUCACCCAAUGCAGAGGUGGCAGCGCACGAGCGACAGGGUGAGGCCCGCACACUUGUCACGAACGCGGUUCGGGUGCUGAGGAUGUUGGCGUCUCCUUCAACCCCCGCGGAGGCCGCAUCGAUGAGGGACACGUCCCAUGCCCAUGUUGUGGUGGCAACCUCCGCUAAGGCAAGACGAGUGGUGCAGAUGAUUGGUAGGUGGCUUCCCGUUUGCUGCGACUUUCUUCACGCACUCGCACCGCGGCAGGAUAAUAGUCGAAAGGAGGAAAAUGAGGUAGGGAAAUGUCCAGAGGGAAAUAACAAAGAAUGCAGUGACACUGCCGCAACCCCAGAAGCGGUUGAGUGGAUCCGGCAACUGAAGGGGCAGGUGGAGCGUGUUCUCCGGCUCUUGGCUCAGUCGGAUGAGACUUCGCCGUGGAUACUGAUUUUCGUAGAUAUCAUCGCACGCGUCUUUUACGUGACGACUAAGGACACAUUGCAGACCAACGGCGACGCAGAUGCUGAGGUGAGACAGCAUAUAGCACUUAAAUCCUUCUUGACUUCCUAUGAAAAGGGCGAUGAUGUGCCACCCGCAGCUGCCUUAACAGGUCACUGGACGCUUGCAGAGGCAUGUAACAUGAAGAUAAGUCACGUCUUGUCAUGUGCACUGGACAAAACAGGUUUCCCAAGCAGUCUCAGUACUCGCGUACUGCGUGUGUUGUUAGUGCAGCGUCCGAUAGCCACGCUGCGGCACCUGUUAACUUUCUUGUGUCCCGGCAACAACGUGGCGGCGUUAUGUGACUGUGAGCCCGUGAUCACCGAUAAGGGAAGUGCCAGUGAUGCGCGUUCCAUGGCGUUUAUGGAAGAGCCGUUGCAGGAGAAUGCCGUGGCGAGGACAUUUUUCCCGAAGUUUUUUUCCGUCUUUCGGGCUAUAGAGCAGGCAUUGGAGAGUCUUUGUGGGGAUCUGACGGGCCACGACUCGGAUGCCGAUGCCGUGUCACUCAUUCUGGAUCGAUUUUUGGCAGCCGCAAUGGAUAAGGUCUUCACGACGGGCUUUGCGCAGGAAAAAGGCGUGGCGGCGAGCGAGUGGCUCAUGUUUUUAGCAUUCAUAUGUCACGAUAUGCCUCUCUUUGACGUCAACGCGCUUCAUCACGUUCGCAACGCCGCUCGUCGCUUCUUUGCGCCAGGCAGGCCCAUGAUUUCAUACCUGCACGAGCAGAUUGUAAAGCAUGGGCGCCAUGGCCUUACUGCCUUUUUUCUUCCGCCGCUACGGGCGAUUGGUGUGGAUUACAGCACCUCCAGUGAUCAAGAGCAUCUGGGUUGUGCCCUGCGCUACCCGCUUUCGGCAGAGGUGGCGUACUUUCAGGAGCUGCCGCGCGGAUAUUACUGUCGCCAGCCACUACGUCUUGCGCUGAAUGCAAAGAACGACGCGUUACACUUUUUUCACGACCUUCUCAUGCCACCAGUGGUGGACGUGCUUUCAAAGAAUUCUCCCAUUGUGGAAAGGAAACUGAAAGAAGAGGACCGGGUGGCGGUGCGGGAUAGUUUUGUCGACAUGAUCGUUCAUAUUGGAAUUUUUGUGUUGGCGCGCGUGCGUGGUGACGCCGAUUUCCCCCCCGUGACGGACACAGUGACGGCAGACGCGAUGUCAUCUUUUUUUUUCGGUAUCUUGCGGCUGUGCAGCACUGUCACUUACUGGGAUGCUACCAGGCGACAUGAGAUUCAGCGUGCCAUUGUCAAGCAACUCUGUGCAAAAAGCCCCGCCGCAUCGAACCCCACAGCGACUUCCGGCAACAAAAGGCAAAACGGUGGCAGUCACAGAGCAGGGGAGAGAACGGCACCGUUGCCAAUGGCAUUUCUCCUUCGUGGCGGCUGUACGCUGGGGGACGGAGACGCAGAAGCGGGUGGUGUGUCGGAAGGGGAAACGGAAUUGCCGCAAGCCUGGCACGACUGGUUCUGCAACGUGGAGCUUGAAGAUAUUGAUGCACGUGCGGGAGUCUCGGCGAUGACGCUCCUGCGGAUUUGUAAUCGCGGCUACAUGAAAGUUAUUCCGACAAGGACGUUACUGGAGCGUCGGGCCACGCUGGAGCAGCACGCCAGAAAACAAAAGGAGUCAGGUUCACGGGAAAAAGUUGAAUCUGCAAUGGAGGCAGCGAUUCUGCGGGAUGUGAAGCGGCUGCGUGGACAGCGGGACGGUAACGCGGGGAAGCAGACAAACUCACAGGAUCAACCGGCUGUGAAAGAGAAGGUUUUGGCGGGGGAUGAGAUGAAGGCGGAGAAUGGGGUUGAGGAGAAUGGCAAGGCGACGGUCGUCAAGGCUGAGAAGUCAGAUGACAACAAGGGGGAGAAGGAAAUAUCAAUGCCGAAGCCCGAUGAAAAGCCGCUUCCCAUCGCGGUAGUGAAGCCGUACAUUGAAGCGAUGGUUGUGACACUCAUGCAGCGUGCCCGUAUUUCUGUAGUGGAUGGCGCUGCGGCUGGUGUGGCCCUAAAAAAAUGGCUUAUGGCGGUCUCGGGACGAUUCGAGCCGCAGGCCCUUUUGGAGGUGGUGCGUCGGGUGGUGUUGCAAGCAAACACCAAACUGACGCACGCCACGAAGCUGGAGUGUGCUUCACUAUCCGCUUUUUUGGGGGCCGUUGCGGAAGACAUUGUGCUGCCGUACAAACUGAGCUUUCUUCCUUGCAAUCCCACGCAUACGAAGCAGCAGCGUCAACAGGGAACUGCGCCCGCCGAGACGAAGGAGAAGGACAACAGCAACGAGUGGCUCCAUAAAGUCCUUCCAUUCUCGGAGAAGGAUGCUGGGAUGCUGCUGCGUGUUCUCAUUGCCGACACGACACGUGCUGUGACCCGCUUUUUGGAACACGCCACGCCACUUGGGGACUGGAAGGCGUACAUACUCACGUUUCACAUGCGACGCAUUAUGGGCCUUCUUGCUCGCUAUGAGUCGGCAUACCGUGCGGCGUUGGCAAGGAGACUGCAGCAAUUGUGUACAACGUCCGUUGUCAUGGAAGGCACCCACCCCGUCCAGCUGUUGGCGGCAGUGGAAUGCCCUCUGCUUGAAAAGAUGACACGACCAGCAGCUGAUGUGGACCACCUAUUCACAAGCGCAAUGCCAACAGCACAAGAAACACCGGUGCCAUUAUCAUCAUCCACUUCAGGGACGCAGAUGAACUCAACAGCCGCCUUGGGAGGAGGCAAUGGUGGCAACACUAGCAGGAAAAGCUGGUCGAAAUCUGUGGACGCAUCCAAACGGAAGAGGCAACGCUCCUCUGACAACUCCCAUUCUCAUCGUCACGGACGCCGUAGGAACGGCCCUCGCGAUCAGGAAGAAUGA
Molecule: messenger RNA, 4038 nt
Organism: Trypanosoma cruzi
Lineage: Eukaryota; Euglenozoa; Kinetoplastea; Trypanosomatida; Trypanosomatidae
Exons: 1
Coding region: 1-4038 (1345 amino acids)
Source: RefSeq, a predicted model, not a curated record